This is a messenger RNA of Xenia sp. Carnegie-2017, 3323 nucleotides long. RefSeq names its product ankyrin repeat and IBR domain-containing protein 1-like. The record is from RefSeq and is a predicted model, not a curated record. Gene Ontology annotation, molecular function: ubiquitin conjugating enzyme binding; zinc ion binding; ubiquitin protein ligase activity. The coding region runs from base 304 to 2883 and encodes 859 amino acids. NCBI's taxonomy places the organism in Eukaryota, Metazoa, Cnidaria, Anthozoa, Malacalcyonacea, Xeniidae. Gene Ontology annotation, cellular component: ubiquitin ligase complex; cytoplasm. Gene Ontology annotation, biological process: positive regulation of proteasomal ubiquitin-dependent protein catabolic process; ubiquitin-dependent protein catabolic process; protein polyubiquitination. The transcript is spliced from 24 exons.
CUGGUAAUCGAUAUCGAGUUGAUGAUAAACAAAACAGUUUCUUGCACAAGCAUGAAUUAAUCGUAAGUUUUUCUUAAUUUUGUCAUUAGCGACGUAUAUUUUGGAUAUUUCUGCAAAUAAACUCUGCACUUAUGCAUGAUAUUUUUACGGGCUUAAAAUGUGGAGCAAGUCAUUAUAAUGAUGUGUUUAUAAUUCAUAUCUAAUGCAACAGCUGGUCCCUUUGUUCUUCGAGUCACCUUUGUGAGUUUCUAUUUUCAAUUGGAACGCGAUAUGUAAUGCUUGAUGUAGUCUAAUGUUUAACUCAUGGGUUUGACUGUAACCAAGUUUCGUCAAGCUCUCGAACGUGGUGCUGAAAAUGAGGCUAUGGACUUAUUUGUUCGCCAUCAAAACUUAAAACGAGCUGUAAGAGUGAAUCGAUCAUUUGGUUCAAAACAUGGCGAGAACACUGCAUUACAUUACGUUUGUGCGUACGGAAUGGAGUCUCUUCUUCAAGACUUACUCGCAGAAGGGGCAAAUCCACUGUCAAAAAAUGUUAACGGACAAACGGCGUUCCAUUUAGUAAACGAGUCAGACGGGAGAGAUGCUCUCAAAAGAUUGAAAUGUUUAAAGCUUAUGUUGACAUGGUUAAGGGAGAACGAGGGAAAUGAACCAGUGUCGAAGUUGAGUAUUGAGAAAAUCGUUGAUAAGAACAAAAACUCACCUUUGCAUUAUGCUGCAAAUUCUGGAUUAUUGGAAUGUGUAAAGGAGUUGGUGUCCAAUGGCUCUCCAUUGUACAUAGAGAACAAAAAUGGCCAAACUGCCUGUGACAUUGCUGUAAAGAAAAACUUCCGAGAAAUAGCUGCAUUCCUUGAAUCAAAAAUGGUCUUUAAUGAAUCUACUGGUUUGGAAGAUGAAGAAAUAAUUGUAGUUGAAGAUAAAUUUCAAAGUGGUCUUGGAGAGAAGGAGUUACAGGAAACAAAGGACAAUUUAUUAGUUCAGACUGCAGACAUGUUGCAGGUAUCACUAUUCAUGGCAGAAGGACUACUUCGAUAUUUUGACUGGUCACGUGAAGCUUUACUUCAAGCCUGGAUAGACGAUCCUAUAUCAGCGUGUGAAGCAGCUGGAGUGACGUCAUCAUCACAGUCAGAAACUCAGACAGUUCAUUAUGAAGAAGAAGAGAACGUUAAUACAAAGUUGGAAUGCUCCAUUUGCUGCGAUUCCUACAAUGUUGAUAUGUUUUCCGUCUCUUUAUCUUGUGCGCAUAGAUUUUGUAUCAAUUGUUGGAAAAGUUAUUUGGGUCAAAAAAUUACCGAUGGGGAUAUAUCCAAUAUCAAAUGCCCAGCAACUGAUUGCGUCUGCCUUGUGCCUGUCGAGGUUAUUGAGAGUGUUGUUCCAAAGGAUGUUGCCAACAAAUUUGGGAGAUUUAACAUCAAGGCUUUUGUAGAUUCAAAUCCCUAUUUAAAAUGGUGUCCUUUCCCGGAAUGCGGCAAGGCGGUUCAAUUGCCAGAAAAUCAAAUGUCAGCAUACCGUAUGGGUGGCGGAGCCUCAGCUGAAACUGAAAGUCUCACUGUAAACUGUGGUGAUGAACAUUACUUUUGUUGGCAUUGCAUGGAAGAGUCACACGAACCAGCUACGUGUGAAGGAUGGAAACGAUGGCUUUGUGUAAUAAAGGAUAUAUUACCAACACUUCCUAAAGAAGAUUUGAAAGAAUGCCCAGAAACGGAGAGAGUAGCAAACAGUCUGUGGUUGAUUACAAACUCAAAACCAUGCCCUAAGUGUGCUUCACCUAUUCAGAAGAAUGAGGGCUGUAAUCAUAUCAAAUGUACUAAGUGUAAGCACGAAUUUUGUUGGGUGUGUUUGGAAUCGUGGAAGAAACACAAUUCGUCUACUGGUGGAUAUUUCAGAUGCAACCGUUAUGAAGUGGUGAAAGCUAUAAAGGAAAGAGUUUUAGAAAAAGCACAAAGUAUCAAUGAUGAACAUAAAAAGGUUGAAAAACUGAAUCAUUUCCUGCACUAUUAUUCGCGUUUCAAAAACCACGAAAACAGUUAUAAGCUUGAAGAGCCGCUUCUGAAAUCAGCUAAAGACAAAAUGGUUGCACUUGUAGUUGCAGCAGAAUCAGUUUCUGGGCAAUCAUCACUGUCUUCAUCGUUAUCGACAUCGCAAGUAGAUACGAGUUUCGUUGAAGACGCUAUCAGGAAAUUAUUAAAAGCUAGAAGAGUCUUGCGAGCAUCUUACGGUUAUGGCUUUUUCUUGGGAGCAAACCAGCAAAAAAAGAUUAUCUUUGAAUUAAUGCAGACAGAGCUUGAAGAAGCGACUGAGAAUCUUUCUCAGAUGGUGGCACGACCAUACCUUCGCACACCACGUGCAAAAAUCAUCAGCGCAGCUCAGUUGACACACAGGAAACGAGAAGAUCUUCUUUUGGCUUUAUCGCGUGGCCUUCUUCCACCUGAUGAUUCACCUAGGGCCAAACGAGCUCGCAAUAAUUACUUAAGAAGGUAUAACGCUGUGUGGCAAGAUGAUUCUGACGAAGAGUUUCUUUUCGAAGAGGAACCGACUUUGCAGUUACAGAGACUGAUUGAGACCACAUUGAAUUUAAAGAACGAACCUGAUGAAGACGGUGAAAGAAGAAGGGAACGUAGAAGAAGACGACACCGUCAUCGUAGUGAGACUUUGGAAUAUCUCAAUGCCAAUGAUGAAGGCAGUAGCACAGAUCUUGAGCAAAGGAGACUUGGAAAGAGUCGGAUGUUGUUGGCACAAGAAUCUGCUGAUUUGCAAAAGGCAAUUGAGCUGUCAUAUUAUGAUAUGAAAUCAAGUAAUCAUACACAAGGUGAGCACACUUCAAAUGAAGUGGAUGCAGAUUUACAAUUGGUGCUACAACUGUAUGGCCAAGAAACAAGUGAAUAGAUUAUAAUGCACUGUAAAAUAAUUAUCAUAGAGAAUAAUUUAUGUUGAAAUGGUAUUUUCAAUUGGGUGUUGCAAAUUUGGUAUUGAAUUGACUAAAAUUUCAAUUGUAUGCACUUUCAUGCAAACUAUAUAGAAAAAUUGUUGUAUUUCAAUAAUACAUUAUUACACAAUGGCUAUAAUUAGUAAGAUAUGACAUUGUUACAUUGAAAUACAUCACAUGUGAGCUAAGAAUUCGCUAGUCUCUAAUUGGUAUGCUUAAUAAAUUACCUUAUAAAACAAAAAUUAACAUGUAUAAACUAUACAUCCACUUUGCUUCAUUUGAAGGCAUUUAUGAAUUAAAUAUCAAGGCCAUGACUUAUCUGUCAUGUAAGAUUUAAUGUUUCGAGAAAUUGAAAUGGUGUCAUGUAUAAGUAGAAAUUAAAGGUGAAAAAUAACGACUA